Lycium ferocissimum is the source of this 1856-nucleotide messenger RNA. Its product is annotated as glucan endo-1,3-beta-glucosidase 11. Gene Ontology annotation, biological process: carbohydrate metabolic process. Gene Ontology annotation, molecular function: hydrolase activity, hydrolyzing O-glycosyl compounds. The transcript has 3 exons. The record is from RefSeq and is a predicted model, not a curated record. Gene Ontology annotation, cellular component: plasma membrane. NCBI's taxonomy places the organism in Eukaryota, Viridiplantae, Streptophyta, Magnoliopsida, Solanales, Solanaceae. The coding region runs from base 340 to 1569 and encodes 409 amino acids.
UUUCAUUCUAAAUUUUAUAUUUGUAUAUACAAGCUUUCUAAUGCCACUAAACUAGUCUAUUUAGUUUUAUUCUUUCGUCAGUGUAAAGCAACAAAUUUUAAUUACGUUAAACUAAAAUGCUUUUAGGACAAAGAUCUUUAUUUCCCAAACACAAGUUGGUUGUGUUUUCCUAGAUAUUUAAUUUUAAAGAAGCUGAUAAAAGCAUCCGCCGUCAAUAAUCUUUAACGACGUUACUUAUAACACACUCUCCACUCACCACUCUCUUUCAUACCUUUUUUCUAAGCUUUCACCAUUGCUUUCAGUCUUUCACCUUUAGCUCCUUCUCCAUUUGCUCCUUCCAUGAUGGAAUCCCUCACAUUGCUACUUGCAUGCAUUUUUCUAAGCCCUGUUAUUGUGGCUUCUCUUGGCAUCAACUACGGUCAAAUCGCCGACAAUCUUCCCUCACCGGAAAAUGUGGUACCUUUAGUCAAAUCCAUCGGAGCUACCAGAAUCAAGCUCUACGAUGCUGACCCGAAAGUCCUCAAAGCCUUUGCUAACACUGGGGUUGAGUUCAUUGUCAGUCUUGGUAAUGAAUACCUUGCCAAGAUGAAAGAUCCUUCCAAUGCUCAAUCUUGGGUUAAAAAGAAUGUCCAAGCUUACUUACCUGCUACUAAAAUCACCUGCAUAGCAGUUGGUAAUGAAAUUUUAACCUUUAAUGAUAGCACCCUGACCGACAAUCUUCUUCCUGCUAUGCAAAGUGUUCACACUGCUCUUGUGAAUCUCAAAUUAGACAAGCAAGUUACUGUUACUACUGCACAUUCUCUUGCUAUUCUUGAAACUUCGUAUCCACCUUCAGCUGGAGCUUUCCGUAAGGAUCUUGUGGACUGUGUUACACAGAUCGUGGAUUUCCAUUGCAAAACUGGGUCACCUUUUUUGAUUAAUGCUUAUCCUUAUUUUGCUUACAAGGGAAAUCCAAAGCAGGUGUCUCUUGAUUUCGUGCUAUUUCAGCCUAAUUCAGGUAUCGUUGAUCCGGAGUCGAAUCUCCACUAUGACAACAUGCUUUUCGCUCAGAUCGAUGCUGUUCACUCUGCUUUAGCUUCAGUCGGUUACAAAAACGUGUGCGUACAGAUCUCAGAGACGGGGUGGCCGUCAAAGGGAGAUGAGGACGAGGCGGGAGCUACAGCGGAGAAUGCUAGGAAAUACAACUGUAAUCUCAUCAAGCUUAUUAGUCAGAAGAAGGGAACACCUAUGAAGCCUAACAACGAUUUGAACAUAUUCGUGUUUGCCUUGUUUAAUGAGAAUCAGAAGCCUGGUCCUGGCUCCGAGCGAAACUAUGGCCUCUUCAAACCUGAUGGCUCUCAGGCAUACCCCUUAGGAGUUCCCGCAGUCACCCUCGGUACUAAUAAUACCAGCUCUCCUACUUCUGGAUCUGCCACCGCUACUACCCCAUCAGCCUCAUUGCCCCCAGCAAGCUCCUCCUCCGGCUAUCUAGCCAUUACUUCUCAUUCCGGGAGAAGUCAUGCUCACUGCAAGUGCUCGCUUCUCUACCUUGUGGCUUUUAUUUCACUGCUACUCCAUCUUCAAUGUUGAGCUUUGGACUAUGGAUAUUUCGACGAAAGGUGUACUCUAGUUUCUCCCCAGCCCGCAUGGAGAAUCACUCGCUAUCAAUGACCAAGUGCAAGUGUGCAACUUUGUAAUAGCUAUCAAUCAUAGCCUUAGACGCAGUAGUGUUUGCAUUCUUUGAUUAUUUUUGAUGAUAUUGAUCAGAUAGUAGCCGCCAGUUUGGUCAUGGCAUUAGAUUUAUAAGAUGAUAGCUGGGACUUUGUUGCCAUCCUAUACGCUGUCAAAUUUUAUGGAAGUGAUUUGUUCUAGUUUAA